AUGGCCGCCGCGUUCGGUUAUGGCUAUGCCAACCCCGCGGAGACGAAAACAUCUCCGGUGCCGGGACGUCUCUUGUCAUCCCUUUGUUCUGCCGGCGCUCGAGCGCCAGCCCGUCCCCAUGCUUACAGUGAAGGACUUUCAUCACAAAGUACAAGCACUGGAUCAAUGCCGGCCGCAACUCCUUCCAGCUCCGAAUGGGAGUCACUUCUGGAUGAGGCUCACGAACCCUCCCAGGAGGCGCUGAAUUCUAUAGUGGACAUGCUGAAUGCCCAGAAGGCUCGGUUGCUGCAAGAGAAUCACAUGCUGUCUCUGGAGUCGGAGAUUGUCCGCUUGUCAAAGGAGAACGAAGCUCUGCGAGCGAGCGUGGAAGCGGCCUAUGUCUAUCCCCCGAUGAGCAAUCCAAUGUCGCUCCCUGCUCAAGUUCUUAUGCCUCUGGAGUUUGGAAAAGCGGACACCGUCGAAGACCGCGGGUAUCAAGCGAGUGGGAAAAGUGGAACCCAAGGAGGCACCUCCCUCCGUGCCUGA
This is a messenger RNA of Effrenium voratum, 525 nucleotides long. Lineage: Eukaryota; Dinophyceae; Suessiales; Symbiodiniaceae. The record is from the annotation of a GenBank genome assembly.